UAUUGUUGCAUUCCGAAACGUAAAUGAUAAAGAAAGACAGUAACUUUCUAGCAUGGUGUAUUGCUGUUUCACAUGUGUAAAUAAAGCUUUACCAUUUUGUAUGACAUGUCAUGCGCAUGCGUAAACCGGUGCACAAGUGAUGAAUUGGUUUUCCGGGAGAAAUUGGCCCGUUUUUCUUUCUCAGUAUUGUUCAUAUAGCAGUAAGCGCCAUCCAAUCACCACGGGACGAAGAGCUGAGCUGUACGGAAUAUGCCCAAGAAUAAAGGUAAGGGAGGAAAGAAUCGUCGACGUGGAAAAAAUGAGAAUGAGUCAGAGAAGAGAGAGUUGGUGUUCAAAGAGGACGGGCAGGAAUAUGCCCAGGUGAUUAAAAUGUUGGGUAAUGGGAGGUUAGAAGCCAUGUGUUUUGAUGGAGUUAAGCGGCUCUGCCACAUCCGAGGAAAACUCAGGAAAAAGGUGUGGAUUAAUGCGUCAGAUAUCAUUCUGGUGGGUCUGAGAGAUUACCAGGACAACAAAGCUGAUGUGAUCCUGAAGUACAAUGCAGACGAGGCCAGGAGUCUGAAGGCAUACGGAGAAUUGCCGGAGCACGCCAAGAUCAACGAGACGGAUACCUUUGGUCCCGGGGACGAUGAAGACAUCCAGUUUGACGACAUCGGAGAUGAUGACGAGGACAUUGAUGAUAUCUAAGGACCUUCUAGGGGAAGGUGGGAUUUUUGUUUUACCAUCCGCUCUGAAAAUCAUCACAGGACUUCGAUACUUCUCUACCGGAAUCACUGUACCCUCUGCCCACAUUUGUGGCUGUGUUAACUAGUGACGACCUCGGCCACACAACAUACUUCAAGGACGUUCAGCCCUCCCACUAACUCAUUGAUAACAUGACUGCAGCUGCUCGCAAUUUCUUGCGGUGUCCUUUUAAUGUAUUUAUAUCGAUUUCAUGCGGAGUGGAAUUUACUUACAAGUAUAGAAUCUCUAGAUUUGCAAUAAAAAGAUUAACCAUUUUA
Messenger RNA from Salmo salar (Atlantic salmon), 998 nucleotides. RefSeq names its product eukaryotic translation initiation factor 1A, X-chromosomal. Lineage: Eukaryota; Metazoa; Chordata; Actinopteri; Salmoniformes; Salmonidae. The record is from RefSeq and is a predicted model, not a curated record. Gene Ontology annotation, molecular function: RNA binding; translation initiation factor activity. Gene Ontology annotation, biological process: translational initiation.